This is a messenger RNA of Nylanderia fulva, 669 nucleotides long. NCBI's taxonomy places the organism in Eukaryota, Metazoa, Arthropoda, Insecta, Hymenoptera, Formicidae. The record is from RefSeq and is a predicted model, not a curated record.
GUCCAUAUAUCCUUUCUCGUGAAGCUUGUCGCGUGGAGACGUGCGUUAAGUUUUGCAGCUUCUCGUAAUCGACUGUUAUCUGUGGUUUUUGUAAGAAUCUUCAACAAAAACCGUAACCAUGCCUCCUAAAUUCGAUCCGAAUGAAAUAAAGAAAGUGUUUUUGCGAUGUGUUGGUGGUGAAGUAGGAGCCACCUCGUCUCUUGCUCCAAAAAUUGGUCCUCUCGGUUUGGUAAUCUCCCAAAAAGUUGGUGACGACAUCGCCAAGGCUACUAGUGACUGGAAAGGUCUGAAAAUCACAGUUCAAUUGACCAUUCAGAACAGGCAAGCCACGAUUUCGGUUGUACCGUCUGCGGCUUCUCUAAUCAUUAAAGCCCUGAAAGAGCCGCCCAGAGACCGUAAGAGACAGAAGAAUAUCAAACACAGCGGUAAUUUGACGUUCGACGACAUAGUCUCCAUUGCCCGUGCUAUGAGAAUAAGAUCGAUGUCGCGAACACUCAGUGGCACCGUCAAAGAGAUCUUGGGUACGUGUCAGUCAGUUGGAUGCACUGUUGAAGGCAGACCUCCUCAUGAUCUUAUAGAUGACAUUAAUGCAGGAGAGCUGGAAGUUCCUGAGGAAUAACAUUUUUGACUUUUGUAAGGUGCAGAAAUAAAACAUUAAAAAAAAUUAAA